AUGGAGAGUGAACUCCUUGAGGCUGCACAGCUGCUAGCAAAUCCGGUGCAGGUCGUGGACUGGCUUGAAGUUCAAACACCGGGUUCUCAAAAACGGUAUGCGCACAGCCUCUUUGAGCAUCUUCUCAGUGAAGCAGCCCAGCCAAAGUCUGUCUCAGGCCAAGCCUGCGUCAGACUCUGCGGUCUCGUAGAACAGUCGUCGAAAUCGAGCUCGGGGGAACUUCAAAAAUGGGCAUUUUCCAACGAAGUGACUGUCUCUCUCUUCCAUUUCUUCAUUGAAUGGAACGAGUCCGAUCACCAUCGGUCCAUGAAGCUCGUUCUCAAUUUGAUAGAGCGAUUCAUUCGAACGAAUCCGGACCGGACUGUUGCCAAAGAGACGAAUAGAUGUCUUCUUGAAAGUAUCAUUUCCAUAAUCACUGGUCUUUCAGCCAAGCCUGUCGCUAAAUCUGCCAUUAAGACUUUGGAUCACUUCCUGACAAGAGGCGUGGUAACUCUGGAGGACAUUCGAUCCAAUUAUCUCGCUCUUCAUCAGAGGUGGGCGCAGGCUGAUGAGACGGAAGUUUGGAGAAACUUUACCAUCUCUCUCUUUCACUGGAUGCGACUGCACUUUGUUUGCCCCACGGCCGGCAGAUUCGUUGUCUCCCUGUAUCGAUGUUGGAGAAAGGGGGAUGAGCCAGGAAGGCCGACGAGGCCAAGUUUGGAACAGUGGUACCAAUGGCUACUUCAAUUCUUGGCCGAGGAGCCGCAGCUCCUAGAGUCGAUCAAACACUACAUUUUCUUGCCGCUCUUCAAAGCCGAUCGAGCCGAAGGGUUGCUGCUUCUGAGAAAGGUGAACGGCAACCAAAUUGGCACAACUGCGGAGAGUCUCGAUAUGGAUAUGGAUGUUGCAUCCUUACUGCAGCUGGCUGCCCUAGAGAUUGGAAAGAAGGUCGGUCUUGUCGAGGAGCCAGGUGAGAACAGCCUCGGUUUUGCACCAGCAGCCCGCAUUAACAACUCUCGAGCUGUCUCUAGGGAACUGUCGCAGGAAACCGAAUCUAUAACCAUCUACGAAGAGAGACUGGAUGCCGUAUUAGCCCAUCCUUCUCACGAGGUGCGAGCGUUGGCCUUGUCCUUGUUGGUAACUUCUCCUUCCACCACGAGGCCAUUUUCCGUCGCCACGUUGGAGUUGCUUCGCCGGCAUUUGAGCAUCUUUUUCGCCGAUGCAGACCCCAAAUUCAGAGUCGAGGUAUCUGGCUACGUACGAGACAUGUUUAAACGAGUACGCGGCGCGAUUCAUGUCUUGAAGCGAAGUAUACCAAGAGCACGAGCAAAGGCCCAGAAGGCCGGUACGGAGGACAAGCUGGGUUCAACUGCUGCGACACAGCCCAUGGUGUACCGCUCCAACUUGAUCGCCCUCCCCGUAUCGCAAUUGACCGAUUGCCUCAGAUACCAUUCGGAGUUUCUGAAAUGGUACAUUGGAUUUUUGUGCAGCGAACUAACACCCACGGCUUCGUAUCAAAGGCACAUAACGGCCUUGAAGGCUUUGACAACGAUCACUCGCCUGGAGAGUGAAGCGUCGAAACCAUGGGAGACGGACGAAGACCAACAGCUUUUCUUCGAUCUCUUCGAUGAAAAAUGGGCACGAGCACUCUCUGACCUACUCAUGGACCCCUUCGAAGACGUGAGGGAUACCUGCGCGGCAGCGUUGACACGAUUGUAUGCCGAUGAGAGGUAUCGCCAGCUUACACUCAGUGGUGAUGAAGGCAGUCAAGGCACGGCGGAGGCUCUCAGGGAACUGUCGCGACGAGCGAACGCUAUCGCGAGAAUAACAUCUAGAGCCGAUCAUGCAGACGGGGCUUCCAGGAUCUCGCAGCUGCUCUAUCGAUUCCUGGAUUCCGGGGCCGAUAGGGUGGCUUUUCUGUCCGAGAUGACUGGAGAACUCAAUCGCAGAAUUGUACUGGCUGAAACCGACCUCGGCCGAGCAGUUGUUGAAGCUCCGCUGCAUAGUCACUUUGCAUCUCUCAAUCACAUUUGGCAAGUGACCUCGGCCAUUGAGAUGUCCGAUUCUGAGAUAUCCGAUGUUCAAGCAUUACAAUCUUCCCUCGUCUCGUGCUGCGAACGGGCCUGGGAUGCCGUGAGGGACAUUCUGUGCGAUGACUCACCAGAGGGCCAUCUACCGCCAGAGCUCGAAGAGUCUGACGACCUCGACACCAAGGGGCUUCUGAGCUUUAGCUUUCGUGCCAUCCACGAGUCCAGCAAUCUCAUGCGGACGAUGAUUUCAUCCAUCCGCGGCCAGUCACAAGUCAAAUGUAUAAACAUUGGGGAACAAGUGCUCGAAAAAAUUGGAAACUUGACUUUUACGCAACUUGAAAAGUUGAGGCACCGAGGUGCUUUUACGACAGUCGCAAUGACAUUCGCGACCUGCUGUCAGCAGACAAAGCAUCUGGAUCGAGGAGCAUCGCUGUUAGAUUCGUGGUACCGUGGGACGAUGAAGGCCAUCUUCACACAAAGGUCAACAACCCGCAGAUCAGCUGGCAUUCCAUCUUUAAUGACGGGAAUUCUGUCUGCCAAUGCCAGCAUUCACUCGUUCGAGCAGGUUAUUGAUGAACUCAUGACCAUUGCCAGCACGCAAGUACGCCAAUCGGAGACGGACGGUUCUAAUCUCCCGCAGGUUCACGCGUACAACUGCCUGAAGGACGUGUUCAAGAACUCCAUGUUGAUGUCCAUGGGGAACAAGUCAGAUGCCUAUAUCCCGCAGUGUCUUGAGCUCGCUGCGAGCGGUCUGCGUUCUGAAGUAUGGGCUAUCCGUAACUGCGGGUUGAUUUUCCUCCGAAGCUUGAUCGAUCGCCUCUUCGGCUCCCAGGAAAGCAGAGCCAUGAUCGAGGCCGGGUGGGAUGGGAAGGCCAACCGCAUUCCAUACUACCGAUAUCCCAACUUACCAGUCGUCCUUCGAAACCUUCUCAAAUCAGGUCAUGCCAUGCUGAACCAGCAGGCGACGACUGCCUCGGCUGCCGAAUCGGUUUUCCCGGCGCUGGACAUCAUCCGUCGUGCUGGACCUCCUGAGCUACUCCGAGACAAGAUUCAAGUUGACAUUUGCAUCUACUUGUCGAGCCCCGUGUGGCAUGUUCGCGAGCUCGCUGCGCGCACUCUUACCUCUUGUCUGCUUCAUGAUCAGUGGCUUCACGCUAUUCGAGAAUUGAUUGCGGACUUGGAUCUAUCUUAUGGCGGAAAUCAACAGAACCGCGCGCAUGGAGUAUUAUUGACGCUCAAAUUUGUCAUUGAGAGGCUUGAUGAGGUGGCUAGCGAUCGCCUUGCCGCCGAUCUUCCUGAGCUGAUUCGCUUUCUUGCUGGAAGUGCCAUCAGUACAAAGUACCCGACCUGCCUUGACAUUUCGGCCGCCUACUUGGAGGUUGUCAACCUCAUCUGGUCCCUCGAACGCAAGAGUUCGCAAGUGAUUUCUGCGUGCCUGGUGACGAUGCCGACGUCGACCAGAACGAACACGGGGUCUGCGCUCUUGAGAAAACAAGUGAUUAUUCACGGCGUGUACCUAUCGUCGACUGAGCAAGAUCCAGUGGGAUACUUGAGAACGCUGCUGCUCGAUCGGAACGUCGGUGUCGACACUUUGGUGUCGGCUCUGGAAACGCUGCCGAGGCUGUGGGACCUGCCAUCGACAUCAGAGGACACUCUUUCGCAGCUCUGCAAUCUCUAUCUUGACCUGUGUCUGAGAACUGUCUUUCCAGAGGCUCUGACGGUGGCCGUUCAGAAUAUGGCUCAGGUCAUGGACGAGCUCCUUGGGCGAAAUAUCGUGGGCAAGCUGUCAUCAAAAUCACUCAUAGGGGUGUGGACUGCAUUGCCAGCCCGGCCGAUCAGCCCGGCCCUUUUUAACGCCAUCAUCCGUGCCAGCGGUUGCAUAAUGGCUGUUGUGCGCGAAUCUCAGGGGGAUGUGGUUGACCUUGCGAGCUGGGGACGGAUGAUGGCUGAUGCGAGCCAAGACGAUAGGACGUUUGACAGCCGAUUUGCAGCGGUCAGCUCCCUUCUCUCGUACUUUACUUUCACUGGCGGGUCCAGCACCACGGAGGAGCACCUCCCGGCACUCUGCGCCCUCUACGACUCGUUGAACGAUGACGAUGACGAGAUCCGUGAAGUGGGAUGCGCCGCCGUCAAAGGCAUCACUGGCGAGAGCCUUGUCCCCAUGGAGGCUGCCAACCGACUUCUUGGUUGGUUGAUGCGGCAUUUUCACACGAGCUCGGUAUUUGCGUCAGAAGUCAUCGGUCGCAUGGUAGGACAUGCCGGCCAAGGCACUCAUGCAUCAGGAUUGGAUUUUACUGCAUGGACUUCAGCCGAAGACGAGCUCACCCGAUCGAUGGAGUCGGACGACUCCCUCUUUGUUGUGGAGGAGCAGAACCUCUUCGUCGAUGAAGUUCGCGAGACCAUGCGCUGGGCUAGCGUGUUCGAACGGCUGCCGUGGGACGCGGCUGAUGCAAGGCUGGCGAGUCUUGAUUGCUGGAUUACGAAGGGGAUCAUCCAUUUGGGCAAGCUUUCCGAGCGGGAUGAUGGGCCGUUGGGUUGGGCUUCCAAUCCCGAGCUAUUCGCCAUCUGUACUCGACUCAUCAGGGGCUCCGAGGUCAUGUCCAAGCAGCAUGCCUCUGGUGGCCUCCGACAGGCCGUUGCCGACACCCAGAAGGCGUUGAAGAGACACAACACUCACGUAUCGAAAUUGCUGACAGGGGCAUGGGAGUAA
Drechmeria coniospora is the source of this 4719-nucleotide messenger RNA. Its product is annotated as HEAT repeat protein. The transcript has 5 exons. Bases 1 to 4719 code for a protein of 1572 amino acids. The record is from RefSeq and is a predicted model, not a curated record. Gene Ontology annotation, biological process: tRNA methylation. Lineage: Eukaryota; Fungi; Ascomycota; Sordariomycetes; Hypocreales; Ophiocordycipitaceae. Gene Ontology annotation, cellular component: cytosol.